CCCACCGUUCCUGGUGAUGACGUGGGUUCCAGUGUUGGACUACAAUAUCACCGCGUAUCCAUUCUUUCUCUCGAAUCCGACUGAUAUGCUCACUCAAUCCAAGUUCCCAUGGAUCAACGGUGCCACAACUUACGACGGUUCUUACUUUACCGGCCAUAUUUACGGGUAUCCGAAAUUCGUUGAGCAAAUCAAAGCUAAUCCAGAACGGUAUCUACCGCAGCUACUGUUUCUACCACAGUACAUACCUGAAGGGGACGUCCCAAAAUGCAUGGCCAGAAUUUCCGACUUCUACUUUGGUUUCCCGCCGCAAGUUACUCAAAAGGCACUCACAAUUCUGAUGACGGAUGCGUAUUUCUACCAGCCUGUGAUACAAACGUCACCGCUCAACGGAGGACCAACAUACGCCUACCAAUAUGCAUUCCCUUACCGUCAUUCAACUUGGAACAACGUCUACGGUCCAAGAGACGUUAUCACAGAGAAACCUGGCCACUCGGACAUCUUGCUAAACUUUUUUGAAACUUCUAAAUACUUCAAUCGGUCGACAGACACCCAGACUGAAGUUGAUGUUUCAGAGAGACUUGUCGACCUCUUCACUAGUUUCCUAAUCUUUGAGGGACCCACCCAGGAGAAUGUGACGUGGAACACUGUGGGAUCAGAGCAGAAUUUCACUUACGAGUAUUUAGACAAACAAUUCACUGAGCGACAAAAUCCAUAUCCGGAUAGAACCGAAUUUUGGAGACACCUCCGUAGUGACUUUCCCGGGCUAUACUAAGAAAUAUUAAUUACUUAUUAAUUCAUUAAUUAAGUAAUUAUUGUAUAAGAAAAAAAAAUUAAGGCUGUGUUCGAAAUAUUUAUUCACCAUCACAGAAGAGGUCGAGGUACGGCAAAAUUCGCAAUUUCACAAUAGUCACGCGAUAAAGUCACGUGGUUUUGCACUUUAGCCACCAAUCUGAAUCUCUCACGCAACCACGCGCCGCAGCACUAUUUUGCAAAAGAAAAAAUGAGAAUUUAUGAAAAUUUGA
Messenger RNA from Bemisia tabaci, 1022 nucleotides. The record is from RefSeq and is a predicted model, not a curated record. Lineage: Eukaryota; Metazoa; Arthropoda; Insecta; Hemiptera; Aleyrodidae.